CUAUUGGUCAUUAUGUGACGAGCAUUUUGAUUGGUGCUCCGUCGACACGUGCGUUUUACAAGCAAAGCGUCUUUUAUCGGUCUGAAAGGUUUUCUGUGAUAUAUCUCGUGGUUGGCGCUGCUUUUGGACAAUUUUAGCAAUGACAGGAAAGCGAAAGCUAUUCGUUGGUGGUUUACCUGGAGAAACAGACGAUAAAGCUUUAGGCGACGGUUUUUCUAACUGGGAAAUCGAAGAUGUGAUCGUGGUUUAUGACAGAGAGACGCGCAGAAGCCGUAACUUUGGCUACGUGACGUUCAGAGAUGAACAAGAUGCAGCAGAUGCCAUGAAGCAGAUGGGCGGUGAAUCGGGGAAAGGAAAAGAAAUAUUUGGACGGGCAUUGAACAUUGAGUAUGCCCAAGAAAAAGAGUCAUCAGCCCCUAGACGUGGAGGUUAUGGAGGGGGGCCUCCCCGUGGUCCACCCAGAGGUCACCCAAUGCGUGGUAGAGGCGCACCCUAUGGGCGUGGGGGCCCACCAUCCAGAGGACCUCCAAGAGGCCCACCACUACCUGGUCCUCCAAGAAGAGGUCCGCCUCCAGAUAGAGAUUCAGGCUAUGGUGGCUAUGGGGAUAGGUACGACAGACCUCCUCCUGAUAGAAGACCUCCUCCUCCAGACCGUAGUGGAUACCCUCCGCCAAGAGACUAUGACCGUGGAUAUGCUGACCGUCCACGGGAGAGACCACCACCUCCUAGCUACUCCAGUGAGAGAGUUGGCUAUGGUGAUAAGUAUCCUCCUCCAGAACGGAGCUACUCUGGUGGAGAGCGUGGGUAUGGCCCACCUCCUGCCCGCAGCGCAGACCGUGGCUAUGGGCCCCUGCCCGACAGGAGUGGUGACCGGUACAGUGCAGACCGAGGGUAUGGUGCUGAUAGGGGUUAUGGCAGCAGUGAUAGGUAUGGUGGAAGCAGUGAGAGGUACCUUCCUCCAGAGCGCAGCUACUCUGGCGGUGACCGUGGCUAUGACAGAGGCAGUUAUGGUGGAGCCGAGAGAGACUACUCGUCUGACAGAGGAUAUAGCAGUGCACCUUAUGAGCGGUCCAGUUAUGGCCCGCCACCACAGAGAAGUCCUGCAGCAGCCAGCUACUCAUCUGGAGGACGCACAUGGUGAGAUCCGAAUGCCGAUCCGAGUUGCCGACCAGACCGAUGCGUCGUUCUUUCAUAGCUUAGUUUGCUGUCAAGUGUGCCAAAUCGAUACAGCGAUUGAUGAAUGCGAUCUGGAAGCUGAGUACUGUCGAAAGUUCCUGUCAAAAGCCGCUCCAAUUUGCGCAACUCUCGGACGCGAAAGAAAAAAAAAACAGAAACCUGCACUAAAAUGUCAUGAGACUGUAUACUGUUGAGAUAAUUUUUAAGUACAUUUCACCUCGAAUAUUUUUCCAUUCGUUUCGUAACUUGUACAUUUCGUUUUUUUAACUUCACUGACCGUGGUCGAUAGUUUUUAACUUAGAUUAGAAUAGACGCGUUCUUGUUUAGCAUUAUGUAACAAAAAGCCUCCAAAGUUCAUAACCGUUUUCGUGAAUAAAGUAUUUAACCGUA
Nematostella vectensis (starlet sea anemone) is the source of this 1566-nucleotide messenger RNA. Its product is annotated as RNA-binding motif protein, X chromosome. Bases 140 to 1141 code for a protein of 333 amino acids. Gene Ontology annotation, molecular function: RNA binding. The transcript is spliced from 5 exons. NCBI's taxonomy places the organism in Eukaryota, Metazoa, Cnidaria, Anthozoa, Actiniaria, Edwardsiidae. The record is from RefSeq and is a predicted model, not a curated record.